AUGGCGGCGGCGGCGGCGGUGGGCGCGGGCGCGGGCGCUGGGGGCCCGGGAGCGGCGGGCGGCGGCGGCGGCGGGGCGCGCGAGGGCGCUCGGGUGGCGGCGCUGUGCCUCCUGUGGUACGCGCUGAGCGCGGGCGGUAACGUGGUCAACAAGGUGAUCCUGAGCGCCUUCCCGUUCCCGGUGACCGUGUCGCUGUGCCACAUCCUGGCGCUGUGCGCGGGGCUCCCGCCGCUGCUGCGCGCCUGGCGCGUGCCCCCCGCGCCGCCCGUCUCGGGCCCCGGGCCCGGGCCCGGCCCACAUCCGUCCCCCGGCCCGCUGCUGCCGCCGCGCUUCUACCCGCGCUACGUGCUGCCGCUCGCCUUCGGCAAGUACUUCGCGUCCGUGUCAGCGCACGUCAGCAUUUGGAAGGUGCCAGUGUCCUACGCGCACACCGUCAAGGCCACCAUGCCCAUCUGGGUGGUUCUCCUGUCCCGGAUCAUCAUGAAGGAGAAGCAGAGCACCAAGGUAUACUUGUCACUCAUCCCCAUCAUCAGCGGCGUUCUGCUGGCCACCGUCACCGAGUUGUCAUUCGACAUGUGGGGGCUCAUCAGUGCCCUUGCUGCCACACUGUGCUUCUCGCUUCAGAAUAUUUUCUCCAAAAAGGUUUUGAGAGAUUCACGGAUCCACCAUCUCCGGUUGCUGAACAUCUUGGGCUGUCACGCUGUCUUCUUUAUGAUUCCCACGUGGGUUCUGGUGGACCUUUCAGCUUUCCUGGUCAGCAGUGACCUGACCUAUGUGUCCCAGUGGCCCUGGACGCUCCUGCUCCUGGCUGUCAGUGGCUUCUGUAACUUUGCCCAGAAUGUCAUCGCCUUCAGCAUCCUCAACCUCAUCAGCCCUCUGAGCUACUCUGUCGCCAAUGCCACCAAGAGAAUCAUGGUCAUCACAGUGUCCCUGAUCAUGCUGCAAAACCCAGUCACCAGCACCAACGUCCUGGGCAUGAUGACAGCCAUCCUGGGGGUCUUUCUAUACAACAAAACCAAGUACGAUGCCAAUCAGCAAGCCCGGAAGCACCUCCUCCCUGUCACAACAGGGGACCUGAGCAGUAAGGAUCAUCAUCGGAACCCCCUGGAAAAACCCCACAAUGGCAUCCUCUUCCCCCAGCAUGGGGACUAUCAGUAUGGCCGCAACAACAUCUUAACAGACCACUUCCAGUACAGCCGGCAGAGCUACCCAAACUCCUACAGUUUGAACCGUUAUGACGUGUAGAGUCUAGAGGGCAGGGCGGUACCAUUGUGUGACUCCUCCCCCCACUCCCUAGCAGUACCAGAAACUUCUGACAACCAGUGAAUGUACAACCCAGCCGAGGGGACGGUGCAUAACCAUCAGCAGACCCUGGGCUUCCCUGCCCCCUGGGGGUAGCAGGACGCUGCCCUGCAGGAAGGACCACUGCCCUCAAGCUCGUGUUCCAGGCCCUUUCUUCCUGGAGUCUAUCAUCUGAGGGCUGUGUUGGUAUGGAGAUCUUAGCCAGGUUUUUAACCUUUCUUUGUGGAUUUAUUCCCCGAGUCAUGUAUUUGAGAGUUCUUGUUCUGCUUUCCAUAUAGUAUUUCCAAAUAACUCUCCGGAAGGGCGAGAUCGCUGUGGAUACAGACCUCCAAGCAGGCAAGAGGGUUUCCUGGGGGCCAAGGAAAGGAUGUAAGGAAAGGUGCUUGAGAGCGACAAACUAGCCACUUCCAUUCUGCUGCUCAGAUAGGUGAAGGGCUAAGGCAGGCAUGGAGCAGAGGAGCGCCAGAGUUUAUUAAAAGCAUCUCCAGAAACAAAGACCCAGUUUCCGGUCUACCCCAUAGCUGUUUGCAGCUACUGGCAAAUGUCCCAAAGAGAAAAAAAGCUGCAAUUAAGCCUUGAAUACCUGAAGCCGAAUUCUUUGACCUGCACAUCAGAGCCAGUGUUGUGUCCAGAUCCAGAGGGAGGGCAGCUGCGUCUCCUGUGCACUCGCUUCCCUUGCCAGAGCAGGGUAUCUCUCCUCUCUGGGGAUAGCGAGGAGGAAGUGACUGCAGGGCUGUCAGAAGGAGCAUUAGGAAAUCAUGUCAGUGUUUCAAACUCUAUUUCUGUAAUACUUGUUUUGUCUUUUCUGAUGAGUCUUCCACCACUGCUGUGAGGACUUAGUAGGAUAUUUGGUGGGGAGAUGUUAAUUUCAUGAGGAUCUUGCAUUUUUCUAGGGAAUAUUUUGUAGUUGUGUAUAUUUAUGCCUUGGUUCCCUGUUGGGGGAGGGGGGACGCAUGAGGGAGGACUGGCUUAUGGACUGAAAACCCUUUUGUUCUUAAAUGUUUAAAAACAAGAAAAGCUCCUACUGGCGAUGCCUGUCUUGAUACAUUUCAGCAUUAGUAGGAGGUGACGAAGUGUUUACAAGCUCCUCUCUAAUGGCCCUAGCUGCUGAAAGCGGAAUGAAUCAAGAACAUCAUCUCAGUAGUUUGUGUAAUAGACAAGACCACGGCACUUUGAUUCCAUGCCCUGAUCUGGCAGUGUUUGCAUUAGGAUCUGAAUCAUGUCCUGGUGAAGGGGAGAAGGGGCAAGCACCAAGCUACGAUUUGGGUUUGGCUAAAUCACAGAUCAGGAAAAUGAUAUGGCCCCAGCAGAUAGCUUGUGUGCCGAGGUUCAGGUGAGGCUCUCCGUCUUUCCCAGCAUCACAAGAGGACCCUGCCCUCAGAGAAGACCUCUGGCUUGGCUGGUGGGUCUUUGGUGAUGUCUGCCUUCCUCCUUCAGCACUGUGCCUAACUCGUCGAAUAGGCACCUGGGAGCAAGCAGCAGAUGGGAUAGAGGGUCACCCUUUACCUCCUGGGGAGAGACAUCUUCCUGUCAGAGGAGGUAUCAUAGCAUAUGAUUGACUCUUGGUUUGGUUAUUUUGUCAGCUUAUGAACAGGCUGUUCCUGGAGAGGUCACCUGGUCCCCUUCUGGCUUGAGUUUAGGCACCACUGGCCUCAGGUCCCGUGUUGUUCGUUUGCUUUAUUAUUAUUUUGGCCCCAAGUUUUGAGACAGCUGCUGUGUAAAACUGGAAGGAGAAAUCCUGAAGGUAUUUGAAAAGAGCUUGCUGAGUGCUUCCACCAGAGGCACUACGGUCUAUAGCUGAACUUUUCUCACUGGGGAAUAUAGCAACAAAUGGGGAGAAUUUUGCAGCACAAAGAUAUUAUAGUGGUUGUCUUUAUGAUGAAAAUAACAGACUCCUUGAACAGAUAACCAAACUCCAAAAAUCAACUACACGUCUUUUCAGGUUUAAUGAAAUUUCUGAUGUUGCUAAAAUUUGUAUAUUCAUUUGUUUUCCUUUUCCCAUGCAAGAUCUGCUAGUGAGGGGAAAUGACUCGUUUUAUUACGGUUUAUAAAUUAAUAAAUGGGGUAUUUAAUUCUGUACGUAAAUCUACAGCCAAGUACAUACACUGGAAUGAAUGAGACAAUCAUAUUAGACCAAAUCAUCAGAUCAAAAAACAAAGACAUACUUUUUGAGACUUGAAGGUUCAGAGCUGACACUGACCUCCUGAAGGCCAGCUUUCCAGCCACUUUGGCCCUGGCCCACCAACCCCACCCUACUCCCACAUGCACAUUCGCAGCUCUGUUCCCCUCACCCUCCUCCCUGCUGGGGUUUGUGGUAGCAAAUUUGUCUACCCAUCCAUGGUAUGGUCUUGCCUGAGACACUAACUAAACCCAACUCCUUCAUUUUACAGAAGGGGAAGCUGAGGAUCAGAGGGCAUUUUUGAAUAGUGUUCAUUCACUAUUUUGAGACUCGGUGUGGACUUUUUGAGCACCUUAUUUUAAGUCAUUCGUUUUAGGGAAAUCAAACCCUUUUUACAAAGGAGAGAAGCCAAAUAUGUUGAAGUGAAGAAGCCCUUGGGAUUUCUGAAUUUUGCUGUGUAUUUGGCAUAUACCAUAGAACAGGCCCUUUAUUAUUGCUGGGACAUAACCAGACCUGGAUACCUUAAGGCCUCACAGCCUUAAAGGGAUAAAAUUAAAUUAUUAAAGGAACUGAAGAUUUUGAAUUCUUUUUUCAGUUGUCACCUGUUUUCAAGACUUAAGUGCUAUAAACUUCUGUGGGAAUGAUACUGUGUCUAUAUUCAUUGAUGGCAUUUACCAAAAAUAAAAGAUGGUCUCCAGGGAA
This is a messenger RNA of Nyctereutes procyonoides (raccoon dog), 4123 nucleotides long. It is a transcript of the gene SLC35E1, whose product is annotated as solute carrier family 35 member E1. The record is from RefSeq and is a predicted model, not a curated record. Gene Ontology annotation, cellular component: Golgi apparatus. Lineage: Eukaryota; Metazoa; Chordata; Mammalia; Carnivora; Canidae. The coding region runs from base 1 to 1245 and encodes 414 amino acids. The transcript is spliced from 6 exons. Gene Ontology annotation, molecular function: antiporter activity.